UAAAUUUAACGAAAGUUAUAUCUGUCAUUUGUUAAAAUAAAUUAGGAUACAAAAGAUUUUCUUGCUGCGAAAAAAUUUCUACUGGACAUAGAAAAACUAAUUUUGCUACAUUAAUAAAUAUAUUUUGGGCAUAAAAAACAUUCAUAUAAUAGUGGAUUCUUUGGAUUAGUAUAUUUUCAGUUUGUUCUUAGUUUUAGUGAGUUCCCGACGUCUCUACUAUUAACCGUAUUGGAUUUUUUGGCAACUUACUUUCAUAUUUACAUAAUUGAACGAAGCGUACAGCUAUUGUAUGGCUUUUCGCUUAAUGGAUGUUUUGAUCCUAUAAUAAAAUAAAAUAGAAAUAAUAAUUUCAAAGUGUACUCGGACAAAUAGAAGAUGAGUGUUAUAAUUCGUUUGCAAAAUUUGCCAUGGUCGGCAAACGCAUUGGAUAUUCGGCAAUUUUUCAAAGGUCUGUCUAUACCGGAUGGAGGUGUUCACAUAGUCGGUGGUGAAAUGGGCGAUGCUUUUAUCGCAUUCAGCACCGACGAAGAUGCCCGUCAAGCGAUGAUGCACGAUCGAGAAAAAAUCAACGAGGUUCAGGUACGUUUGUUACUUUCUUCGCGUGCUGAAAUGCAAAAGGUCAUAGAAACCGCACGCCAACAAUCUCUGCAAGCACUCAAAAAUGCAGGGGCUUUACAAGCUAUAAAGCCCACUCUAGCCUCACCAUCCAUAACCACACCCACACCCCAACCACCAGUCAUUACCGCAAAUAGUCUACAUAAUAUUCUUUCGAGUGCCGCACCUUCUUUUUUGGCAUAUCAAAAACAGGCCGGUAUUACACUUAUCGAAACUCCGAAUGAAGCAAGCACCUCAGAUUCGACAACCGCUCAUGGUAGUAGUGUUGAAAAGAGUCGUGAUCGUCGUCGUUCUCCAUCACGCGAACGUCGCCGAUCACGUACACGUUCACGUGAUCGCAACGACCGAAAUGAUCGUAAUAGUUCACGUCGAGGUCGACGGGAAAGAAGUCGCUCUCGAUCGCGUGAUCGCGAUUGGAAGAGUAGACGAUCUGGUCGACGUUCAAGGAGUCGAGAGCGUGAUUACGAUAGAAACAGAGACCGCAGCGUAGAUCGUAGCCGAGCUUCUAGUCGAAGUAACGUGAGUAACAGAGAACGGGACAAUGGUCAGUCUAGUAAAUCUAGCAAGGACUUGCCGAGUAAUAAUAAAGGUAGCACAAAGACAACGGAUUCGAUAGAGAGCAAUAAUGCAAAGGUCGGUAGCAUCUCCUCUUGGGGUGCAACUGCUAUGAAUUCAUAUCAGACAAAUAAGAUAAUAACAGAUCACAUACCGACUACGACUGUAACUAGUCCGACACAAUUUUCUGUCGCCGGUAGUGGUACAAGUAAUAUACUGACUCCAUUCAAUAUGGGCAACACUAUACCGGGCUUACGCGGGCCUCAAUUGGCAAACUCUUAUACCACCACGACGGGUAAUAAAAGUCCGGAUUCUCAACGUGGCGUGAGUUCCUUAAACACGCCAGCCAGCAACACUAUACCGGGAUUCCAGAGCUACUCUUCUUCAGUCUCUACCACUAACAACUAUAGCAUAAAUCUAUUCAACGCUAGCUCAAAUAGUAGUGAGUCAGCUAAACCAUUUGCUUUGCAAAAUCCAUAUACAGCAGCAGUUCAACAAACCACUUUGAAUACAAACUCUAUGGACUCAACAAGUUCUGCAACGCGUAGCCCAACCCAGCAAACUAGCACCACAAUGUUUCCAGGUCUCAGCUUAAUGGAGAAGAAACCCGAUGUAUUGCCGCAGUCUAAUACAACAACAUCUGAUUUUGCGGCAGUAGCCCAAUUGACCCAAGAGCCCAUUGCAUUCGCCAACACGAACCCCUAUGCACAGAUGUAUCCUAAUCUGUUCGCACAAGCUGCAGCUGCAACUCUGACGAAACCAAGUAGCGUUCAGCAAAAGACGCGAGAGCCAGAAGUACAACGAUCGAAGGAAGCAUCUAAGGAGAGCUGUUGUAUCAAGAUAAGCAGCAUGUGCUCCAGUACGACAUACAGUGAUGUACGUAAGUUUUUCGCAGGCCUAUUCAUUCCACAUAACGGUAUUAAAAUGCUAAAUGACAAACAUGGUCUUCGUAUCGGAGUAGCUUAUAUACAAUUCUCUCGUGUCUCCAGCGUGCAUAAAGCAUUGAUGCGUAAUAAUUCUAUGCUUAAGGCGAAGCCGGUCAAGAUAGAGGUAGUCACUGAUGCGGAAUUUGAUGAAGUGGAGGAUAGUUAUCGACCUCAAGGGCGUUUUGACCGGGAUCGUGGUGAUCGUCACUAUCAAGACAGCCACAACGAUUACGAUCGCCAAGAUGAUGAUAAUGGUGGGGACUCGAAUUAUCGCAGUGAUCGCGAUUCAGAUAUAGAAACAAAAUCUGAACCAUUCACUGUGCUCUAUAUUGAAGACAUACCAUCUUCAGCAGCUGAACAUGACCUCAUGCGUAUGUUCUCAUCUUUUACUAUUUUCGAUAUACUUUUGACACCGAGUCGUGAAAAUAGACGAGAGUACAAAGGCCAUGUACUUUUCUCUCGAGCUGAAGAAGCUAAAGCGGCAUACGAAGAUAAAUCAAGACAUAUGAUUGGUUAUCGCAAAGUGCGUGUACGUCCAGCUACGGUAGAAGAAAUGGAAAGGGAAAAGGAAAAACUGCGGCUGGCGAAUGAACAAUUAAUAAAAGAAGAAGAAGCACUAGCUGAAGCCGAAAGGUUAAAAGAAUUAGAAAAUCAAGGAGAGGAUGAUAUGGAUGUGGCAGAUGAUACCAGCAGUCAAGCCUGUCCGGACACUAAUAUUGAAGCGAAUAUAGAUCAGGAGGAUAAUCAUAAUAGUUCUUCAGAUACAAAGCCACCUAAAAUACCCAGUCUCUUCGAUAUUCCAACAGCAAUACAUGGUGAUAUGCAAAGAAGUGGCAACAACAGUAAUAAUACUCCAAGUGACCCUCGUCUCCGUCGACAAAAGCCAAGUCGUUUUGAACCACUAAAUCCGGAGGACGAAAUGAAUCUAAACAGAAAGCUUGCCAAUAACGACAUGGGUAUGAAUGUGAACUCCAAUAUGGGUAUGAACUCAAUGGGGCUCAAUUCGAGCAUGGGUAUGAACGCCAUGGGCUCAAACUCUAAUAUGGGAAUGAACAUGGGCAUGAAUCUCAACAUGGGCAUGGGCAUGAACUCCAACAUGGGUAUGAAUAUGAACAAUAUGAACAUGAGCAAUAAUGGAAAUUUCAUGCCAUCAAUGAUGAAUAAUAAUAACAAUAGAAAUAUGAAUUUCAACGAUAUGCCCAUGAACAAUUCAAAUGGAAUGAAUAAUUUCAUAUUAAUGAAGAAUUGCGACUACAAUACCCGUAUGAAUGACAUUGCCGAACUUUUGCAGGGCGCAUUCUUACGUCUCAAACACAUCGAACCAUUACGUGGCGACCGAAAUAUGCCUACCGGUGAGUUCAUUGUUGAAUUCCUGGAUUCACGCGAUGCUGAAAAUGCCAUUCGCGAAUUUAAUAAUACCAAUUUUCGACAACGUAAACUACGUAUACGCUCGAUCAUGCCACAAGAGAUUGCUGAUCGAAUCGGCAAACCCUUCAUGAAUUUUUAUCCUGGUGGUGGUAACGGUACAGGUGGUGGUCCUUUCGAAAGGAAUCCAUUUAUGGGAAAUAACAAUGCAAUGAACCCAAAUGAUGGCCCAUCAAUGAUGAACUUCGGCAGUGGUUCCGCUGGACGUUACGGCAACGACAAUAAUGGUCGUGGUAGUGACAGCGGUAACGUUAAUAAUGGUGGUGGUGGUAGUGGUGGUGGUGGUGGUGGUGGUGGUGGAUUAAGACCAAAGAUGAGCAGAGGUGGUCGCAAUAACAGUGGUGGCGAUCGUCAAGAUAACUUGAGCAGCGGCAUGCGCAAUCGCAAUAGUCGCCACAAUAAUAGUAGCUCGAGUCAUGAUGGUUAUAAUUCAGAGCAGGAUAAUGAUGUGCAUAUUAUCGAUGAUAGCAGCAAUGAUGUAAACAGUAGUGGUGAUUGUGGACCCAAAGAUGUUGAUGGCGAUGAAGCUAGUAAUGGUGGCAUACCAGAAAAAUUUACUCGUCCCGGCUGUGUUGUGGCCAUGGAAAACGUGCCAUACAAGGCUGAAUUGGUUGAUAUUUUGAAAUUUUUCUCCGGCUUUGAUUUAACGCCAGAUGAUAUUAUAAGACGCUUCAAUGACGAUGGUACGCCUACAGGUGAUGCGCGUGUGGCAUUUGACACACCAUCAAUAGCGCGUUCCGCUUACAAUUCGCGACGAAGAAAACAGAUUUUCAAUCGUACUAUACGUUUGUCGUUGUUGUAGAAUAUUACAAAUUAAACACAUAUAUACCAUGAAAUUGUGGGCGGUUGUAAAUAUGGGGUAGACUAUAUUUAAAUAAAUUACAAACAUUUUUUUAACUGUAA
Messenger RNA from Ceratitis capitata (Mediterranean fruit fly), 4424 nucleotides. RefSeq lists its product as uncharacterized. The record is from RefSeq and is a predicted model, not a curated record. Bases 376 to 4323 code for a protein of 1315 amino acids. The transcript is spliced from 3 exons. Gene Ontology annotation, molecular function: RNA binding. Gene Ontology annotation, biological process: regulation of RNA splicing. Lineage: Eukaryota; Metazoa; Arthropoda; Insecta; Diptera; Tephritidae. Gene Ontology annotation, cellular component: nucleoplasm; ribonucleoprotein complex.